AUGAGCAGUACUGUUUGGCACUAUAGAGAGACAAAGAGAGAGGCUGAUGUGCUGCAGUGCUAUCUAGUGGCAAGUUACAGCAAAAUCGAUAACGCGAAAAUAUUCUCCAUGGUCAAAUACCAACUUUUUAUUUGCGCUGCAGUUUCGCACAACGAGAAAAAAUUUAUUUGUAAUGAUGGACAGGUAAUAAAUGUAGACAAAAUAUGCGAUGGGUUAAAAGAUUGUUUGGAUGGCGCUGAUGAAACACGAAAGUUAUGUUAUCAAAUCUUAUGUCCAGUGAGUACGUUUCGCUGUCACUAUGGAGGCUGCGUUGCAAGUAAUUUGAGAUGUGAUAGUAUUGAGCAUUGCGCCGAUGGAUCUGACGAAAAUCAGUGUGAAGAACAGUUAAAUAGCUGCAGUACAACUGAAUUUAAAUGUUCUACUGGAGAAUGUAUUCCAGUUGAAAAACUUUGUAAUGGAAAUUCAGACUGUAAAGAUAAUACAGACGAAGGAAGUAUUUGUAAAAAACUUACAUGUCCACCCUUUACUCAUAGAUGUAACGUUGGAAGUUGUAUUUAUCUUGAUCAACGAUGCGAUGGACACAGAGACUGCAUUGAUGGAUCCGAUGAAUCAACGAUCUUGUGUUCAAUGUUAAAUUGUACUAGUGACGACUGCUAUAAUAAAGAAAAUAUGCAAAUAAAGUGUCCUCGAAUUGUAUCAGACAGAAUAAAUGUUCGCUGCGAGAUACCUUCUGGACCAAAGAAAGGAGUUUAUCCUUGUAACCAACCCUUACCACCAGGAGCAGUAGUCCACUAUGAAUGCAAGGAGUAUUAUAUUCCAGCUAGUCUCAAACAUGAAAAUAAUAAAGAGGUGAUUUGUCAGAUGGAUGGUACAUGGAAUCGUGAAUUAUUACGGUGCAUACCCGAUUGUGGGACAACAGAACUUGACAUUGCGCCAUUAAUAGUUAAAGGUUGGACAACUCAACGAGGAAGAUUUCCAUGGCAUGCAGUGUUAUUUACCUUAGAAGAAGGAAAAUGGAUUUUCACUUGUGGAGGUACAUUAGUGACGGAAAAAGUUGUUUUAACAGCUGCUCAUUGUGCAUGGAAUAUAAAAGAAGAAAUGCUCCAGAUCGGACUGAAUAAAUAUUACAGCGAUUAUUACCAAGAAGAAGACUACGCACAGUUUAAAAAUAUUUCGAAAAUUAUUGUUCAAUCUGCCUAUCAAGAUGCUGUAGGAAACUAUGGAUCAGAUAUAGCCAUUCUGGUUUUGAGUAGUUCGGUGGAGUUUUCAACUUUUAUUCGCCCUGCUUGUUUAGAUUGGAAUUUAAACGAUUUAUCUGAACAAUUAAGCAGUAACAAAUUGGGACUGAUUGCAGGUAUGGGGGUAACCGAAAAUGAUACGUUUAGUACCCAUCUUAGAGCAAUUUUUCUUCCCGUUGUCAACAAUACUUUUUGUAUCCAAAAGCAGAACAGGGAUUUCCAGAAGUACCUUACGUUUACAUCAUUUUGUGCCGGAUGGGGAAAUGGAACUGGAGUCUGUAAUGGCGAUAGCGGUGGAGGACUCAUGUUUCCUUCAGCCCAAAAUCCCACAAAGUAUUUUCUUCGAGGAAUUGUAAGUAUAAGCCCGCGGCGUCCAGGAACUUCGUUUUGUGAUCCAAAUUAUUUUACAAUUUUCACGAAAGUCGGCAUGUAUGUAGAGUGGAUACAUGAUAUUUUAAAAAAUAUUCAUGAUGACGUAAAAUAUGAAUCAAACUGGUUUAUACAGAAUUGCAAUAGAUAUUUCUAUCCAUUCUCAAGAUAUAACUCCGAAGAGUUUUAUCUGGAACACUCUGUAUUGGCAACAUAUUCCAGAUUAGAUCAGGCGACGUGCAGUUUAGCUAUAGAUAAAAACUUUGUUUACGGAUUAGAGUAG
Zophobas morio is the source of this 1890-nucleotide messenger RNA. Its product is annotated as modular serine protease-like. The record is from RefSeq and is a predicted model, not a curated record. The coding region runs from base 1 to 1890 and encodes 629 amino acids. Gene Ontology annotation, molecular function: protein binding; serine-type endopeptidase activity. The transcript has 11 exons. Gene Ontology annotation, biological process: proteolysis. NCBI's taxonomy places the organism in Eukaryota, Metazoa, Arthropoda, Insecta, Coleoptera, Tenebrionidae.